Knipowitschia caucasica is the source of this 1104-nucleotide messenger RNA. Lineage: Eukaryota; Metazoa; Chordata; Actinopteri; Gobiiformes; Gobiidae. The record is from the annotation of a GenBank genome assembly.
AUGGCACCUACAGACUCUGCAGCACGGGGCACGUACAGACUCUGCAGCACGCGACACCUACAGACUCUGCAGCACGCGGCACCUACAGACUCUGCAGCACGCGGCACCUACAGACUCUGCAGCACGCGACACCUACAGACUCUGCAGCACGCGCACUACAGACUCUGCAGCACGCGGCACCUACAGACUCUGCAGCACGCGCACGCGGCACCUACAGACUCUGCAGCACGCGGCACCUACAGACUCUGCAGCACGCGGCACCUACAGACUCUGCAGCACGCGGCACCUACAGACUCUGCAGCACGCGGCACCUACAGACUCUGCAGCACGCGGCACCUACAGACUCUGCAGCAGCGGCACGCAGACUCUGCAGCACGCGGCACCUACAGACUCUGCAGCACGCGGCACCUACAGACUCUGCAGCACGCGGCACCUACAGACUCUGCAGCACGCGGCACCUACAGACUCUGCAGCACGCGGCACCUACAGACUCUGCAGCACGCGGCACCUACAGACUCUGCAGCACGCGGCACCUACAGACUCUGCAGCACGCGGCACCUACAGACUCUGCAGCACGCGGCACCUACAGACUCUGCAGCACGCGGCACCUACAGACUCUGCAGCACGCGGCACCUACAGACUCUGCAGCACGCGGCACCUACAGACUCUGCAGCACGCGGCACCUACAGACUCUGCAGCACGCGGCACCUACAGACUCUGCAGCACGCGGCACCUACAGACUCUGCAGCACGCGGCACCUACAGACUCUGCAGCACGCGGCACCUACAGACUCUGCAGCACGCGGCACCUACAGACUCUGCAGCACGCGGCACCUACAGACUCUGCAGCACGCGGCACCUACAGACUCUGCAGCACGCGGCACGUACAGACUCUGCAGCACGCGGCACCUACAGACUCUGCAGCACGGGGCACGUACAGACUCUGCAGCACGCGACACCUACAGACUCUGCAGCACGCGGCACCUACAGACUCUGCAGCACGCGACACCUACAGACUCUGCAGCACGCGGCACCUACAGACUCUGCAGCACACGACACCUACAGACUCUGCAGCACGCGACACCUACAGAAGUGGUGGAAGUAA